AUGCCGCCCAAGAGUAAGAAGACGCGUGACACGAGUCUCAAGGGCGCGGUAGAAGCGGUGGAAACUCUCAUCGCGACGCCUGGAAAGAAGAGAGGCCGCCCAGCCAAAUCCCAGACAAUUGCUAGUCAAUCAACCCCAAUUGCAGCCGGGCCUCCAAAGAAACGCGGUAGACCCUCCAAAGUGACGGCUGAAGAUGUCGCCGUGCUCCCAGACGCGUCCGAGCCCACAAAACGCGGUCGGGGUCGCAAGCCAGACACGCCCAAGUCGGUUGCUCUAGCCGCAACGCCCAAUAAGGCCAAAGGAAAAGGUACUAAGGACAAUGUAGAAGCCGUCGCCGAUUUGGCAGCACCGACUCCACGAAGGCGUGGCCGUCCUCCCAAAGCAGACGGCCUAGACCUGAAGCGUGUUGCGGGCACUGCUCGUGUGAGCAAGCGCCAGGCCGCUCAGUCCAAGAUGACCAAGACAACAACCACCACCGCCACCAAAUUGCGUACCCGUCUUCCACCAGCUAGCAAGGUAUCCAAAGGAGAGCCUGCCCCACAACCAGCAAGGCGAGGGCGACCACCCAAGAAUGCAGCACAGGCCCCUGCUGGUGCUGCUCUUGCGAAGAAGAAGAAGACACCCAGAGGUCGCAAGCCUGCUGAGGUGCCAAUCGCAAAGCCUACAAAAUCUACCAAGCCUUUGGCGCCCCGCAAGAUGCGUGGUCACACUGUACGCCAGAUCCCCGACAGAUACAUUGUCCAAGUCGACCAGCUCUUGCAUGACCUGAUGCAGGCCGACGCAGAUGCCGCGACUGAGAAGCAGGUACAGGAAGAGGAGGCAAACCAGGCACAUGACGUGGAGGUUGAGGCUGACGUGGAGGACAACAUCGAUGAAGAGAACGUGGAGCCAACUAGCGCCACCGUUGGCUCAGAAGAGGCUGCACUAGACGCCGGUGCUGGAUCCGAGUCAGGUCAUCAGCAAGAUAGUCUAGGCGACCAGUACUCGGAUGGCGUGAUGGAUGACUUGGGGCAAAGUGAACCUGCCUCGGACCAAAACAGGGAACAGGAGCCAGAAUUGCAGUCCGAGUUGAAUGGCGACUUUGAUGAUCCUCCCAGCCACGAGGACGAAGAUGGCAUCCUUGUUCCCCAACAGGAACUUGAUAUGCAAGAUGAGGGGUAUGCAAAUGGUGUCGAAGACGGACAAUUACCAUGA
Molecule: messenger RNA, 1194 nt
Organism: Bipolaris victoriae FI3
Lineage: Eukaryota; Fungi; Ascomycota; Dothideomycetes; Pleosporales; Pleosporaceae
Exons: 1
Coding region: 1-1194 (397 amino acids)
Molecular function (GO): DNA binding
Source: RefSeq, a predicted model, not a curated record